Eimeria maxima is the source of this 1137-nucleotide messenger RNA. Its product is annotated as protamine P1, putative. Gene Ontology annotation, molecular function: protein binding. Gene Ontology annotation, cellular component: ciliary inversin compartment. The record is from RefSeq and is a predicted model, not a curated record. Lineage: Eukaryota; Apicomplexa; Conoidasida; Eucoccidiorida; Eimeriidae. Gene Ontology annotation, biological process: protein localization to ciliary inversin compartment. The coding region runs from base 1 to 1137 and encodes 378 amino acids. The transcript is spliced from 5 exons.
AUGACAGACCAUCAGCCAAACCCUUCGCUCUCCUCUCCUAAUCCCCCUAGUGGGAAACAAACCCCUGCUGCUGCUGCUGCUGCGGCAGCAGCAGCAGCAGCAGACGCUGCAGCAGGUCCAGCAGCACAAAGUUCAGCAGCAACACCAGGAGCAGAUCGAGCAGCAGCAGACUCCGGUAAAGCAGCAGCAGCAGCAGGUGCUGCUGCAGCAGCAGAAACAGCAGCAGCAGCAGCAGCAGAAACAGCAGCAGCAGCAGCAGCAGCAGAGGAUCCAGAUGCUGCAGUAAUUGAAUUUCAUAAGAUAGUGCGCAGCAAAGAUGUUGCUGCUGCAGCAGCAAAACUUACAAACCCUAAACACUCAUGGCUUGUUAAUGCUGUUGAUGCUCAUAGAAGGACUGCUUUACAUCUCGCGGCUUUUGAUGGUAGUAAAGAAAUGGUGCUGCUGCUGCUGCGGCAAGGAGCAGCAAUUAAAACCCCAGCAAAGGAUAACAUGACGGCAUUACAUUUUGCUGCACAAAAAGGCAAUGAAGAUAUUGUUGAGCUCUUAAUAUUAAAAGGUGCAUCUAUAGAUGCAAAAUUAUCACGAGGAGGAAGAACACCUCUGCAUUUAGCUUGUAAAUCUAAACACUACAAGACUGCAAUUAAAUUAUUAGAAUAUGGAGCAAAUAUAGAGGCAAAGACAACACAAGGAGAAAGUGUCUUAGAUUGGGUAAACCCUGAUGUUGCUGAGCUACUCAAGACAGCAGCAGCAGCAGCAGUAAAUAGGAGACCAAGACCUAAACCAGCAGCAGCAGCAGCAGCAGCAGCAGCAGCAGCAGCAACAGAAGCAACUGCAGCAGCUGAGUCUGCAGCAGCACCAGCAACAGCAGCAGCAGCUGAACCUGCAGCAGCAGCAGCAGCAGCAGCAGCAGCACCAGGAGAAAAGAUGAACAGGAAGAGACGGAGGGAGUUGGAAAGAAGCCAGAAGGCGGCCGCAGCAGCAGCUGCUGCUGCACCUGCUGCUGCAGAUUCUGCUGCUGCUGCUCCUGCUGCUGAUGAUGAUGGUGCAGCAGCAGCAGCAGCAGCAGCAGCAGCAGCAAAGAAGCCCAAGGUUGUAUUAACAGUUGUGCAAGAAGAGGAAGAAGAAAAAGAUGCAUAA